AUGGCUACCUCGAUCGCAUUGCAAGCCCUACCGAGUGAGCUCAUCGGUGCCAUCUGCAGGCUUCUUCCCAAUCGCGACAUCAAAAGUCUACGUUUGACCUGCCGAUAUUGGAGACAGAACUCACUUUUGCGGUUUGACCGCCUCUUUAUCUCGGCCAGCCCGCGUAAUGUAGAGGUCUUGUUCGCUGUCGCCAAUCACGACAUCUUUCGACAUCGCGCCAAGGAGAUCAUCUGGGAUGAUGCUGUCUUGGAGCCUGUUUCAAGUAAGGAAGGCGACGGUCCUUGUGGUUACAGCUCAUAUGAGACCGAUCGGGAUGCUGAUUCUGAAGAGAAAGGACGAAUCUCAAGGCAUUUCGUGCGUCUUUGUAGAGACAGUAUGUUUGAUGGCACGUUGCGUCUGAGGGACAAACCCAAAGAGGUGAGGGAGAAAUACAUGAAAGGCCAAAUGAAUGAUCUCUUGCCCUCAAGAGAGCCACUGGCCUAUUACAGCCGUCUUCUCCAAGAGCAGAGUGACAUCCUAGAGUCAGGCGAUGACGAAGCUGCGCUUCGGUACGCAGUGCAGAGAUUCCCUCGGCUCACAAAGGUUACCGUUACACCAGCGACGGAUGGGGUUUUAAUCACGCCGCUAUAUGAAACACCGAUGGAGGCCGAGGAUGAGAAGAGCCAGUGGCGUGGGUUCCGUAUCAUUACACGGGUCUUGGCCCAGGCUGAGAAUUGUCAGAUCUCCGAGCUGGUGUUGGACAAUAAUAAGCUUCCCACUGGACUCAAUCACUUUGUGUUUGAGGAGCCAAACGAAGAGUACGAUGAUCUUUGCAGGACCGUUCAGAGACCCGGCUUUCGACGCAUUGUCCUUUCUCUGCUGGUCGGUUAUUUCUUCGACUGCGAUGCCGAGGACUGGGACUUCUAUCGCAACGGGAGAAUCUCCAAUCUUCUCGCCAAAGCUCCUGAUCUCCAAGAGGUCGUGCUACAAACUAAUUAUCCUGUGGAUGCGACCUCAUGUAGCGGUAGGAUGAAGGAUUUUGUCUCCCUAACGAACAUUUUCCCUAUUGACAAAUGGUCAAGCGGUGGUCUAAAGCAUUUCGGACUUUCUGAAAUGCAAGUAACCUAG
This is a messenger RNA of Fusarium odoratissimum NRRL 54006, 1107 nucleotides long. RefSeq lists its product as uncharacterized. Gene Ontology annotation, molecular function: protein binding. The transcript has 2 exons. The record is from RefSeq and is a predicted model, not a curated record. The coding region runs from base 1 to 1107 and encodes 368 amino acids. Lineage: Eukaryota; Fungi; Ascomycota; Sordariomycetes; Hypocreales; Nectriaceae.